Messenger RNA from Arctia plantaginis, 249 nucleotides. NCBI's taxonomy places the organism in Eukaryota, Metazoa, Arthropoda, Insecta, Lepidoptera, Erebidae. The record is from the annotation of a GenBank genome assembly.
AUGAGGUGGUUCAAUACCGUAUCGAUGUUCGGUAAUCACAUCACUGACACAGCUGCGGAACAGAGUGGAAGGCGCACACUCCACGACCGCGGCACGCAUCAAACUGGCUGCGCGCGAGCAUGCGACCGCGCGGGCUCGGCCGACGAGCCGCCCUACUCGGCCGGAUUGCCCCGGCCCCGCACAACCCUAACCCAUCCACUCCUCUGGCAGUCUGAGACUCCGGGCUCUGGCCGCCCGCCGAUCUACUAA